Messenger RNA from Mycena citricolor, 808 nucleotides. The record is from the annotation of a GenBank genome assembly. Lineage: Eukaryota; Fungi; Basidiomycota; Agaricomycetes; Agaricales; Mycenaceae.
GCCGGGACCGGGAUAGCUGAGCGGGAUGUAGCAUUCAUAUCUGACGAUGGCUGGAGAGUCGAGCGUCGCCUGUCCAUCAUGGGUCGGAACGCGUCCCGGCUACAAUAUCAUAUGUCUUCAAGUACGCGACAACUAUUCGGAGGGGCGAUCGUGACGGAGGCACCUUCAGGGCUGGUCGAUGCAUCGUAUUCGAUUUCCUCGGCCUGUGUCUUCCCCUUAUGUUUUCUUAGUGAUCUACGGCAAAUACCUGAUAAUCAAGAGGUGUUUCUUUAUCCUGCCUCAGCAGUCAGCAUCAUCGUGGAGAUAUUAGAACGCGUGGAAUCCUCCGAGGACGAUGCAGCAAUCAGAUUCCACUUUGAUUCCCUUGCUCACGACAAUUCGGCAUCGUCGACAACAGUCAACUCAGUCUCAUGCAUUCCAAAUGGACACGGGGAUCAGACACCACACGCGAUCAUCCUUACAGGCUCGCAGUCGGUGGCUAAAUUCAACAAACAGGAGCAAGAUCAUGUGCGCAUCCUAAUGGCAUUGUUCCGUGUGGAACACAAGCACGUAGACUUGGUGGUUACAUUCAAUGUUCCCUCAGAGCCUAGCGAAUCCAACGGGGAUACCAUGUGGAAUGAAAUGCAGCGCGAUUUUGACGCGUUCGUGCGAGCCCUCCGCAUAAUUGAUUUCGGACUGUUUGUUUAGCACUUACCAAUAGGAAAUCUUGUCUGGUUGGUUGAGGUUCUGCAGACCAGUCUCUUGAAUUGCAUCUUACGCAGCUCACAAACGGUGCCGAGCUCGUGUUCCGAAGGUGAUAUGGUGUUUU